CGUUAACAGCCCGUGUGUGGCCAGCACAGUCGCACUCUGUGUCGGGACCAGUCUGAGGAGCUGCUGUCGACUGGGAGAGACUGGCACAGAGACUAAAACGACACCUGCCGUAACGCUCUGAGCACACUGAUCUUGUGGUGAGCCUUGUGUGUCCUGCACAUGUAGCGGAGAAUCCCACACGUAGCCUGGAAGGCACGACGCGAUAAUGCCAGAGUCAUCCCUUGAAAUCAAGGACAUUUCCGGCAGCUCUUUCAAAUGUGGAACAUCUCCCAUGAGGCAGUUCAGCCAAUCAUCGCUGCUGCCGCUGCGAGUGCACAGAAACUCCUACAUGCUCAGUGCCUUCUGCACCGAAGACAACAUGCAAGAAUGUCUAUCACACAUCAAUCAGGAGGUUUCUGCCCUUGGUCUCCGACCAGUCUGGACUGAGUCAGGUGGGAGCUCAGAGCUGAAUGUCGUGGCUGUGCUGAACAGCAUGUAUGACCUGAUUCAGCUGCACCGCAAAGGCCUCCGGACCUUGGAAGACAUGGAAGUGGAGCAGCUUAAGUCAAGCAGUAAUGUCGACUUCUUGCAGCUCACCAACACCCGGCUAAAGGAGCAGCUUGAGCUUUCGAAAAGAGAAAACACAGGGCUUCUUGAGAGAGAACGACAGCUACAGCUGAAAGUGAAGAGCUUGCAGAACUGCUUGAAAAAUGAAAAGGAAGAGGUACAAAAACUUCAGAACAUCAUCUCCAGCCGGGCCAUCCAGUACAAUCAUGACAUGAAAAGGAAGGAAAGAGAAUUCAACAAACUGAAGGAGCGCUUGAACCAACUGCUGGUAGACAAAAAGGAGAAGAAGCAAGCCAUUGAAGUAUUAAACUACAUUGGCAGAGCAGAUGGCAGGAGGAGCCUUUGGAAAACUGUGAAGACAGAGGCCAAGCAUGAGGAGGAGAUGUAUAAGACUCUGCUGAGCGACUAUGACAACCGACAGAGGGAGCUGGUGCUGGAGAACACAGAGCUGCGCAAAGUGUUGCAGCAGAUGAAAAGAGACAUAGUGACCAUUCUGAGUUCAAGGAAGCCGACUCCAAAAGGCGAGAAAAAUGAAGAUGGCAUAAUACAGGUGGACUCAGAGGAGGAAGAGGAAGUGUUUGAUUCCAGUAAGGAGAGCAUAGAGCUGUCCUGUGUACACGCCCGAGAGAAGCUGACCAACAGCAUUCGCCUUCAGUGGAGAAGACUCAAGAGCCACGUUGAGAGACUGGACAGCCAGGCAUCUUUAGCGCAGAUGGGUGAGAGGACCAACGUAGACGCUAUUCCACGGGAGGCUCACGACGAGGAGAUGAACAGGCUAAAACUGGAGAUCCAGCAGUGCAAAGACUUCAUUCACACACAGCAGCAGCUCCUGCAGCAGCAGCUGAGCUCUCCAUGCGACGAGGAGACGGCGUCCCUGCUGAACGACUGCUACAUGUUGGAGGAGAAGGAGCGCCUCAAGGAGGAGUGGAAGACCCUCGAGGGACAGAGAAAGAACUUGGAGAAGGAGAGAAGGAACUUCACUGAGGCAGCCAUAAGACUGAGCCAUGAGAGGAAGGCCUUCGAGGAGGACCGGGCAACAUGGCUCAAACACCAGUUUUUAAACUUGACGCCAUUCGCAGACCCAAAGAAACCCCCAAUGUCAAAGUCAAAAAGUGCCUUUUCAAUAACUGAACCGGAGGCUAGUGCAGCGUCGACUUCGGGAAAUCUUGACAAAUCCCAGUCCCACACAACUUUCUCCACUGCCAAAUGUGCCCCGGUCAAAUCACCAUCCGCAGCAGACUUGUAUCGCACACUUCGCCUUAUCCCAGAAAACAGCACAGCCAAACCAAAGAGAAGAAUUUCAUGUGUGCAAGAGUCAAGUGUCUUUCGCAACGGUGAUGUCCUGGUCCAGCACAAACAGUGGAACGACAGAGAAGACCCCAGGAGCCACACACCUAAUGAGGAAAAGAAUAGCUCGAUAUGAACCCAAAAAGUUGAUUCAGUGGCGAUACUAUCGACACAUUAAAUGCCAUCUGUGGAGUUGCAACCAUGCAGCUGAAUGGGGAAUGCCAAACACUUGAAGAUACCUUGUGGGACGACUAAAUAGUUAUCAGUAGUGAAAACCGGAGAGGGGGUUCAGACAGGCCCCAGGUGUUCUGUGUAUUGGGUGCUGUGUGACAUGAGCGAUAAGUUGUAAUUUAUUAUUUUUGUUGUUUUUAUUAGCUUACUUUUGUAUUCUUAGAUUUGGUGAACUGUUUUGUAUUUAUUUAUUUGUUUCUGUAAAUGUUGCUUUCCAACUUUGAUCAUAUCAAGAGCAGUAACACAGAGAGCAGUAUUUUUUGGCAAGGUGGCUGUAACACAUGAUCAAACACGGGUAACUGAUAACUGAUUGUUUAACUACCCUCACAGCUAGUGUUGCACAGAAAAAAUGCUGCCCUGUGUGUUAUUGCCUUUGAAGUAAUGUUAUCAUGGUAAAACUUUUGUGAACUGGCACAACAUUGUAGAAUGUAGAAUGAAAUGCUGCUACACUAAAUGCAAUAAGAAACUGGGAAUAAUAUACGAUAUGCUUCUAGGAGUAACCAUAGAAGUGUGCUUAACAAACCACAUUUUUUUCCCUAUGAAUUGUACAGUACUGUUAACUACAUUAUAAGCAACAUUAAUGUGACUCAUUAGUGAGUGCAGGUAGAAACAGAAAGGGCGAAAGCAAAAUCCUGAUGCUAUGGAUUAGACCACUCUGAUAUCAAUGUGAAUUUGAAUUCUUCUCAGCAUUUUUCUCAUAGAUAUGUAAUUAUCAUAGUGGCUUUAUACUGACAGAUGAUGGUCAUUCUUACAGUGAGAUGUGAAAUAAUGUACCUGAGACAAUCUUAUUAUAUGUAUCUGAAACAUAA
This is a messenger RNA of Myripristis murdjan (pinecone soldierfish), 2873 nucleotides long. Its product is annotated as afadin- and alpha-actinin-binding protein-like. Gene Ontology annotation, biological process: intraciliary transport involved in cilium assembly. The coding region runs from base 206 to 1969 and encodes 587 amino acids. NCBI's taxonomy places the organism in Eukaryota, Metazoa, Chordata, Actinopteri, Holocentriformes, Holocentridae. The transcript is spliced from 14 exons. Gene Ontology annotation, cellular component: ciliary basal body; centriolar satellite. The record is from RefSeq and is a predicted model, not a curated record.